AUGUCAGACAAAAGCGUUUUUGCGCCGGCGAACGUGAAGAAGAGCAAUGCUACCUCUACCUCAUCCAAAACCGUUUUCCACUUUGCAGCCGGUCUUUGCUCCGGCCUGACCUCCUCCAUUCUCCUCCAGCCAGCCGAUCUCCUCAAAACCCGAGUCCAGCAAGCCGGCAAAGCCAAUGCUCUUCUCCCAACCCUCAAAGCGAUCCUCUCCUCUCAAAAUCCAAUCCGCGGACUCUGGCGCGGAACAUUACCCUCGGCCCUUCGUACAGGAUUCGGUUCCGCCCUCUACUUCACCAGCCUGAACGCCCUUCGACAGACCAUCGCACAGUCCAACCCUCCCCUCAUCCUGACCAAUGCAGCCUCAGCAGCGGGAAACUCAUCUUCCGCCCUACCUAAACUCUCAAAUACGGCCAACCUAGCCACCGGAGCUGUCGCCCGCGUCGCCGCAGGCUUCGUCAUGAUGCCCGUGACUGUGCUCAAAGUCCGCUAUGAAUCAGACUUCUACGCCUACCGCAGUCUCUUGGGAGCCGGUCGCGAUAUCGUUCGUACAGAAGGCGUUCGCGGACUCUUCGCGGGUUUCGGCGCCACCGCGGCCCGAGACGCUCCCUACGCAGGCCUCUACGUCCUGCUCUACGAACAAUUAAAGCGUCGUCUUGCGCACAUGACCGCGAUCGACCCUACGCUUCCCUCUGACGGGAAAUCCUCGGUAGCCGUAUCCUCUUCAUCGAUCAAUUUUGUCUCCGGAGCCGCGGCCGCCGGUCUGGCCACUGCCAUCACGAAUCCUUUCGACGCGGUGAAAACCCGCCUGCAACUCAUGCCGGCCAAGUACGGGAAUAUGGUCCGGGCAGUGCGCCUGAUGGUGCAAGAAGACGGUAUGCGCAGUCUCUUUGGAGGUCUGGGUCUACGAAUGGGCCGUAAGGCAUUGAGCUCCGCGCUGGCUUGGACAGUCUAUGAGGAAUUGAUUCUUCGUGCGGAAAAGCGCUGGGCGGCCAAACAUGAAAUGAGUCUGUGA
Molecule: messenger RNA, 1011 nt
Organism: Penicillium oxalicum
Lineage: Eukaryota; Fungi; Ascomycota; Eurotiomycetes; Eurotiales; Aspergillaceae
Product: putative mitochondrial carrier protein
Exons: 2
Coding region: 1-1011 (336 amino acids)
Biological process (GO): glycine import into mitochondrion
Cellular component (GO): mitochondrion; mitochondrial inner membrane
Molecular function (GO): glycine transmembrane transporter activity
Source: RefSeq, a predicted model, not a curated record